Messenger RNA from Folsomia candida, 838 nucleotides. RefSeq names its product ras-related C3 botulinum toxin substrate 1. Gene Ontology annotation, biological process: cortical cytoskeleton organization; motor neuron axon guidance; regulation of actin cytoskeleton organization. The coding region runs from base 123 to 698 and encodes 191 amino acids. The record is from RefSeq and is a predicted model, not a curated record. Gene Ontology annotation, molecular function: GTPase activity; GTP binding; protein kinase binding. NCBI's taxonomy places the organism in Eukaryota, Metazoa, Arthropoda, Collembola, Entomobryomorpha, Isotomidae. Gene Ontology annotation, cellular component: cytoskeleton; cytoplasmic vesicle; plasma membrane. The transcript is spliced from 8 exons.
CUGGUGCGGGUGGAGGUGGUGGUGGGAAACCUGAACGCCAAACUGGGCUGGGCAAUUGGACAGUCGAGUGGUGGACAUCCGACUACUUUCCUCCCCAGCAGCGACAGUGUGGCUUCCGGAAAAUGCAGGCAAUAAAGUGUGUCGUCGUGGGGGACGGAGCCGUGGGUAAAACAUGCCUUCUCAUCAGUUAUACCACAAAUGCGUUCCCUGGGGAAUACAUUCCAACCGUGUUCGACAAUUACUCUGCAAAUGUGAUGGUGGAUGGAAAGCCGAUAAAUUUGGGUUUGUGGGACACAGCUGGACAAGAAGAUUACGACAGACUUCGUCCCCUUUCGUACCCUCAGACAGAUGUCUUCCUCAUAUGUUUUUCCCUUGUAAAUCCGGCCUCAUUCGAAAACGUCAGAGCAAAGUGGUAUCCAGAAGUACGGCACCAUUGCCCCAACACGCCUAUCAUAUUGGUCGGGACCAAACUAGAUUUGCGAGAUGACAAAGUGACGAUAGAGAAAUUAAAGGAGAAGAAACUGGCUCCGAUUACGUACCCUCAGGGUUUGUCCAUGGCGAAGGAGAUUAUGGCCGUAAAAUACCUGGAAUGCUCUGCCCUGACACAAAAAGGGUUGAAAACUGUAUUUGACGAAGCGAUCCGGGCAGUAUUAUGUCCUGUUCCCAAACCCAAAAAACGGACAUGCAACAUUCUUUAAACGCACAAAAUUUUAUUUUUAAUUUGAACUCGGAAUUUGUGUUCUUUGUUUAUUUGCUUAUUAACUACCUUUUCUUCUGCUUACAUGAAUUGCAUUACACUAAUGUAAUAAAUGCACGUUUCGUAUAUGACGAUAACCAA